Molecule: messenger RNA, 984 nt
Organism: Penicillium robsamsonii
Lineage: Eukaryota; Fungi; Ascomycota; Eurotiomycetes; Eurotiales; Aspergillaceae
Product: NmrA/HSCARG family protein
Exons: 5
Coding region: 1-984 (327 amino acids)
Source: RefSeq, a predicted model, not a curated record
AUGGAGAAGAUCAUUACUAUUGUGGGGUUGACGGGUAGUCAGGGUGCUUCCGUUGCCGAUAUCUAUAUCAAGGAGCAAGGCUGGCAUGUCCGCGGCCUCACCCGUGAUCCAAGCAAGCCAUCAAGCCAAAGUUGGGCUGACAAGGGGGUUGAACUUGUAAAGGCCGACCUGAAUGACGUCGCCACGUUGAGAACAGCGUUCGCCGGGUCUAACGUUAUCUUUGGCGUCACCGACUUCUGGGGAGUCGUGUGGGAUCCCAAAGCACAGACGCUGGCAGAGUCAACUGGCCAACCCAUAAACGAACUCGCAUACACGGCUGAGGUGCAACAAGCCCGCAACAUCAUUGACGCUGCAAAUUCCACGAUUGGCACCUUGAACAGACUCGUGUUUUCAACUCUCUCGCACACCAAGAAGUGGAGCCAGGGAAAGUAUACCCAAAACCUACACUUCGACGCGAAGUGGACGGGUGUCGACUAUCUGAAGGCCACCUAUCCAGCACUGGACAAGAAGACUUCGUACCUACAGGUUGGACUGUAUGUGACCAACUGGAAGAAGGGCCUACAUAUGGCCCGGCCCACUAAGCAAGCUGACGGCACAUUUGUGCUGAGUCUUCCCAUAGACGGUGAUGCCCUGGUUCCCAUGGUGGAGGCGCGUCAGGACACGGGCAAAUUUGUCAAGGCGCUUGUUCAGGUCAAACCGGGCAAAAAUCUGCUCGGCUAUGGAAGCUUCAUAAGCUGGAACGAAUUUGCGGCUCUGUGGGGGAAAAUACAUAGCGUAGAGUGUCGUUUCGUAAGAGUCCACCGCGAAGUUCUUGAAAAGGCCAUCCCUGGAUGCGUUGGCGAGGAACUUGCUGAUAUGUUUGAGUACAUCGGGGAAUUUGGGUACGAUGGUCAUGAUCCAAGCGUUGUUCAUCCUCAAAGUGUUGGCGUGGAUAUCCCGGUCUAUUCCGUGGAGGAGUACAUCAAGGGGGAAAACUGGCCUUAA